Sebastes umbrosus (honeycomb rockfish) is the source of this 1015-nucleotide messenger RNA. Its product is annotated as proteasome subunit alpha type-6. Gene Ontology annotation, biological process: ubiquitin-dependent protein catabolic process. Bases 123 to 863 code for a protein of 246 amino acids. The transcript has 7 exons. The record is from RefSeq and is a predicted model, not a curated record. Gene Ontology annotation, cellular component: cytosol; proteasome core complex, alpha-subunit complex; proteasome core complex. NCBI's taxonomy places the organism in Eukaryota, Metazoa, Chordata, Actinopteri, Perciformes, Sebastidae.
UGUAGUUCAGGAUCUCAUCAGCUCAAUUUCCGGGUUAAAAAAAAAACAUUGUGCAUGAAGUCUAAUCAUCUGCUUGCUAAUUCAUCUUGGACGAACUUCUCGGCCAAUUUAACCUGGUAAAAAUGUCCCGGGGCUCCAGCGCAGGCUUUGACCGACACAUCACCAUCUUCUCUCCUGAAGGAAGGCUCUACCAAGUCGAAUAUGCUUUCAAGGCCAUAAACCAAGGCGGACUCACAUCAGUAGCAGUCAGGGGGAAGGACUGUGCAAUUGUUGUAACACAGAAAAAAGUACCGGACAAGCUUCUGGAUGCCGGCACAGUGACCCACCUUUUCAGAAUAACAGAUCAUAUUGGAUGCGUAAUGUCUGGGAUGACAGCUGACAGCAGGUCCCAAGUCCAGCGAGCUCGCUACGAGGCAGCCAACUGGCAGUACAAGUACGGUUAUGAGAUUCCGGUGGACAUGCUGUGUAAGAGACUCGCUGACAUCUCGCAAGUCUACACGCAGAACGCUGAGAUGCGACCACUGGGCUGCUGUAUGAUCAUGAUCGGCAUAGACGAGGAGCACGGCGCCCAGGUAUACAAAUGCGACCCAGCGGGCUACUACUGCGGCUUCAAGGCCACCGCUGCUGGAGUGAAGCAGACAGAAGCCACUAGCUUCCUGGAGAAGAAAGUGAAAAAGAAACUGGACUGGACCUUUGCACAAACUAUCGAGACGGCAAUCUCUUGUCUGUCAACCGUCCUCUCCAUUGACUUCAAGCCCUCUGAGCUGGAGGUCGGCGUUGUCACAAUGCAGGACCCCAAGUUCAGGAUUCUGACAGAGACGGAACUGGAUGUCCAUCUGGUAGCCCUGGCAGAGCGGGACUGAGCGAGCAGAGAGACGCGCGUCACCUGUUGGAAUAGCUUAGAGCAUGAUGGGAUAUGCAGUUCCCAGAUGGAGGCUGGUGUUAUCUUUGUUUGCUGUACAUUUACCCCCCACUGUUUCAUUCAACAAUAAAAAAAGUUUUUCGAGUAAAAUAA